UAAUCAAUUAUUGAGUGCUCCCUAUUUAAGCCGCUAUUCGCUAUCCAUUGGUUCAGAAAUACCAAACAUCACGAACUAGCAAGAUGUUCAAGUUCCUCGCCAUCGUAGCUAUCAUUCCGGUUUUGGCCUUGGCCAACCCUACGCCAUUCCGUACUUGCCCCAAUGGAGCUGCCACGCCAACGACCUUCUCGGUAGGAGAUUGCACUGCACUCCCGUGUACUAUCGUUCGAGGUGAACCCCUGUCCGCGGCAGGUCUUGGUAUUACCAGCCCCGUUUCCACCUCUACCGUCGAGGCGUACAUUGAAGUCACUUUGGCUGGACUGGAUCUGGAAUUCCCGAUUCCCGAGGACCUGAAGGAUGCCUGCGCCAACGGAAUUACCUCGUGCCCACUGGUUGCUGGCCAAUCGUUCGAUUACCACUACCUGAAUGACGACAUGAACCUGCCCCUCGGUGGAAUCACCGUACAGAUUCGUGUUGGUCUACGCGACGGUGCAACCGAAAUCGCUUGUAUCGAAUUUGACGGAGCCAUCGUUUAAGGCCCACGUUUGCUCGUCUACUGUUGUUUGGUGUAUCGAGGGAGUGCGGGAUGUGAGAAUGAAUGCUGACGCAGUGUCUUCCUGUUUUUGGCAACAAGAGGAUAAAUGAUUAUUGCCGAAGUUGGAUAAAAUGUUUCUAAAAACAGGAGAACACAGUCUAAUUGCUGCUUUGAAAAUAAUAUCAUCCAAAGGUUCGCCAGAGCUGAAUAAUUAGAGAGCGUUACGAUUUUGUUUGAAUAAAUUUCUUGUUGAAGCAUUUUGAAAAGAA
This is a messenger RNA of Wyeomyia smithii (pitcher-plant mosquito), 804 nucleotides long. RefSeq lists its product as uncharacterized. Lineage: Eukaryota; Metazoa; Arthropoda; Insecta; Diptera; Culicidae. The record is from RefSeq and is a predicted model, not a curated record. The transcript has 2 exons. Bases 84 to 536 code for a protein of 150 amino acids. Gene Ontology annotation, biological process: sterol transport. Gene Ontology annotation, molecular function: sterol binding.